AUGGAUGAGCUACGUGGUAUGAAUUUCAUCAAAAUGGUUCAAAAAAUUUUGCUUCCGAUGGAUCUUUUUCUGCAAUGGCUUCAAGUAUUGGGCCUUGUUUCGUCAAGUCAAACGUGCGUCUGCGGUGGAGAGAUGGUUACUGAGAAUAAGGGGACACUGACAGGAAAGCGCUGGGCUUGUCGACACAAUUGGUGUCGGAAGAAGAGAGGUUUCCUCGUUGGGUCGUUUUUUGAGAACACGAGUUUGACGCCACAGGAAGUAUUCCAACUGUCUUAUUAUUGGUGCAGAAAUACGCACACGAUAUCUGAAAUCCAGUUUGAUAUGCGGCGUGAGGACGGCUCUACUCUCAGAACUCGAACUACUGUCGACUGGAACAACUUCUUCAGAGAUAUUCGCGUGGAAUAUUUCAUUCAGAAUCCCGUGUGUCGUGAAUCGUAUGAUUCACGAUAA
This is a messenger RNA of Anisakis simplex (herring worm), 450 nucleotides long. The record is from the annotation of a GenBank genome assembly. NCBI's taxonomy places the organism in Eukaryota, Metazoa, Nematoda, Chromadorea, Rhabditida, Anisakidae.